Hordeum vulgare subsp. vulgare (domesticated barley) is the source of this 1349-nucleotide messenger RNA. Its product is annotated as dof zinc finger protein DOF5.1-like. Gene Ontology annotation, molecular function: DNA-binding transcription factor activity; DNA binding. Bases 178 to 1221 code for a protein of 347 amino acids. Gene Ontology annotation, biological process: regulation of DNA-templated transcription. The transcript has 2 exons. The record is from RefSeq and is a predicted model, not a curated record. Lineage: Eukaryota; Viridiplantae; Streptophyta; Magnoliopsida; Poales; Poaceae.
GUGCUUCUAGCUACCUUGUUCUCUCCUUUUUCUCUCUCUUCUUGGGAAGCUAGACCAUCCCUCUCUCUCUAGCAUCCAUUCCAUUCCUUCCCUUGGUACUCGUACUCUUCCACUAGAUUUCCCCAGCUGCUGCUAAGUUUCUUCCUCCCACUUUCUGUUCUCUCUAGAUCACCGGCUAUGGUAUUCCUUCCUGCCUUCUUGGAUUCAUCAAACUUCUGGAACACCGACCACAACCAGCUAAUUCAGAUGCAACAAAUCGGCACUAACACUCAUAGUACCACCACUCCUUCACAGGAUGGUCCUGGUGCUGGAGGAUGCAGCAACAACAAUCAAGAAGGCUUCAUGGCCAUGGCCGGGGCUGGAGGGAGUGGCGAUGUAGGUUGUGGCGGUGCUGAGGACGGUGAUUGCGGUGGCAGCGGGAAUAGAAAGUCGACAUCAUCCAUGUCGGAGCGAGCACGGCUGGCGCGGUUACCGCAGCCCGUGCCGGGGCUCAACUGCCCACGAUGCGACUCCACCAACACCAAAUUUUGCUACUUCAAUAACUACUCCCUUACCCAACCCCGCCAUUUCUGUCGCUCCUGCCGCCGCUACUGGACACGUGGCGGCGCACUCCGCAACGUGCCCAUGGGAGGGGCGUAUCGUCGCCAUGCCAAGCGCAGGGCCAAGCCCAAGAUGGUGUCAGACACCUCCGGAGAUGCUAUCGUAGGUACAUCGUCUGUGACAUCAGUCAUUUCCAGAGGAACCACUUAUGCCACCAGCACCAGCACUGUGCCGAUCGCAUUCGAGUACACCAUGUCCGGUAGCGUGCCAUGGCAUAACAGCCAGUUAACCGACAACUUCGACCCGGCGAGCCUUGUUCUCGGCUUUCCCGACAGGUUGCUCUUUGCCGAUAGUCGUGCUUACACGAUGGAUGACUGCGCGCAGCACCAGCACCACCAUGCCCAUGGGAACGGGAUGGAGCAGUGGGCAGCGGCACAAGUGGACAACUUCCCAUUCAUGCACGACAUGGAUCAUCAGAUGUCUGGACUCCCCGCUGAGGCAAUGCCCAUCACAAUGGCUACGAUGCAGGGCAUGUUCCACCUAGGGUUAGAUAGCCUCGGCAAUGGAGGCCACCAGUUUCAACACUCGUCGACAAGGAGAAACCACAAGAAACAGGAUUACCCGAGCAACAGGGUCAUGUAUGAGGACGUGGUCAAUGGCAAUGGCUGCGGCUACAUUUAAUAUUCCAGCACACUUUUCCAACUCACCCCACUCCAGUUAUUCACAUGUCCUCUUGGUCAGCGGAAGGCGGCCUAGUCAUGGAACCGGAUGAAGCUAUGCCUAAAAUAGAAACAAUUGUUAGCAAAAGA